This is a messenger RNA of Linum trigynum, 5555 nucleotides long. Lineage: Eukaryota; Viridiplantae; Streptophyta; Magnoliopsida; Malpighiales; Linaceae. The record is from the annotation of a GenBank genome assembly.
AGUAUUAAGUGAAGGCCUUGGAGUGGUGUCAUCAAUUCAUAUGUACCGGAAGAAAAGACAAGACUGUGCUUUGAGUGUGUGACUCUAUUCCCUUGACGAUAUGUGUCAGCUAAAUGUACUACCCAAUCUUGGGCAAGUAUACAUCUAAUAGCUGCGAGUAAGGUGGAGUAGGGAUGAAGAGGAUUCAUUUUGUUGUUCUCUAGCUCGAUUUCCAGCUGCGAAUCAGACUCCACUAGGAGGGUCCUUCAACCUUGAUUCCAAGUUAAGGUUAGCCAUUAUAGGCUCUGCCAUUUUUUACGAACAAUUUAAUCAAACUGGUUACAACGCUUUCUCAUCACCUAAUCAACAUGAGUAAGGAAAAGGAUUAAUUAACUGUUAUAAAAAUCCUAAUCAUAGCAGGAUAGUGAAUACUGAAACCUAAACUAAUAAGUAUUAAGAGUUUAAGACUGUUGGAUUGGGUAAUUUACUACAUGAUACUUAUAUUUUUUAACACUUCUCUACAGGGAAAGUGUAGUUUAAAUCGCUAAAUUAUGCUCUAGUCCCUAUAGAUUUUAAGUUUUCAUUAUAGCACCUAUACUUUUAAAAGCUUACAAACAAUCUUAUCUAGAAGUUAUUACAAUUAUUUUUUUAGAAAGAUCGACGCUUUCGUGUCUAAUUCAUUAAUAAGUAACAAUCGUUAGCAAUUAUGAAAAUUUUCAACUCACUGGCAACUGAUUUUUUUUUUCUUCUGUGGUGGCAUUCAUGCCAAAGAAGAGAGAAUGAUAAGGGACUGUUUAUUUUCAUUUUUGUUUCUUGUGAUUGUGAUAACAGAAAAUAGAUACUAAAGGAAAUGAAUCGACCAUUUUACUGUUCUUCUCUUUCUUUUUAUUUCAAUAAUGUCAACGCCAUUAUAAAAAAAACAUGAAAACUUGUUUACGUGAUAUUUUUAUUGCAUUAUGAUACUAAAAACGGAAUGAUGGAAAAUUGUUUGAAAUCAAAGCAAACAAAAGUUGAAUGAUUUAAGCAAUAAAAAUGAUGAAAUAAAAUUAUUACAUAUAAAACGAGGAAAUUUUUUACUUUUUUAGAGAAGAAAUUAGAUAGAUAUAAAGUUUCUAGUGAUUUUUUUGAAAUCAAAUAUUUCAUAUUGUUUGUUAUAAAUGUUUUUGUGUUUGAAUACAUGUUUUUACUUUUCAAACUCCAUGUCAUCAUUGUCAUGUAGUUGGUGCAUACUUUCAAUGACUACUUUUGAUUACACAUCAUGUUCUAGGCCAUUCAGUUAUUAAGUUAAUGAUACAUUUUGGAAGGUUUUUCUUUAAUUCAAUUAUAAAUGUGUUCCAUAUGAUUUGGGAGUUCAGUUCAAUUAAUUUGUGAAUAUUUGAAUAUAUCAUCCCAAACAUAGAAAUUUAUUUGAAAAUAAAUUUUGCAUUUUAAUUCAUUUUGAAGUGAAGAUUCACUUGGCUUCAAAUGGUAUAUAAAGUGAAAAUUUUAUCUAAUAAAAAGAUAAAAUUUGUAUAAAAAGGAAAUUAAAGGAUUAAAAUAAAAUUAUUAAAAAUAAUUGUGAGCAAUGACAUUUGAAUUUUUCACCUUAUCGAUAAUAAAAAAAAUAUUGCUUUGUUUAAAAUAGGAGAAAGCAGAUCUUGAAACUGGUGGAAACUCUUGUUUUGGAAUACAAUAGGAAGCUACAUACCGCCUUUUGUUUCCAGAGUUGGAAACGAACAUAAGCAUAAUAAAAAGUAGGGUACAUACAAUAUAUUAGUCACAACUACUAUAAAGCGGAGAAUUAUAGCCACAACUAUGAAAAUUCAAAUUAUUAGCAAUAACUAUUGUUGCGGGUCAAGAUAUGGCUAACUAUCCAUUGCUUUUAUAGAAUUUUUAACGGAGAAGUUCACUUCAUCGGCCACUGCAACAGCCACUUGGGACUGCUUUUAAUUUAUAACUUUAGAACAUAAAAGUUUAGUCAGUAUUACUAACGAAAUUGUUAACAAAUUGUUAACGCUUGGCUAAUAAUUUGAAUUUUCAUAGUUAUGGCUAUAAUUCCCCACUUCAUAAUAAUUGUGGCUAAUAUAUUGUAUUUACCCUAAAAAGUAAACAAGAUUUUUGGGUUCUGUUGCUAUAGAUUUUGUGAAUGGAAGCAUAUAACAAAAAUUAUUACAAAUCGGAACCCUAUGAUAACAAGUUUUGACAUUAGGUUUUAGGAGUGUACUCUUUGCACGUAGGAGUGUACUCUUUGUAGGUAUUAUUGGAACAAAAAUAUGAAAUUAACUGAUUCAUCACGUAAGUCAUUGAUAUUUGUUUGGGGUGUUACUAAACACUCCGUUCACGGAUUAAGUAGUAGGGCGCACAAUCGGCGAUGCGCGACGCGCGAUACGCGCUACGGUAUAUAAGGGCUUGAAGCCCCCCAAAGGAGAGGACUUCCUCUUUCUCCUGACUUUCCACUUUCUACUAUCUCUCUCUACACUUCAUCUCUCUAUCUGUUCUCUCAACUCUCUCCACAAACAUACACUGACUUGAUCGUUGGAGCUCAAUCCGGGGGGCAUCCCCGGUCUUUUCAGAGGUUUCUUGUCUCCCGACGAGAUCAGACGAACGGAUCAUGAGUCAACCCCACACCAACAAAUAUCAUUGUUCGUGUCCUGAGCUAGAUGGCACAAACAAUUGGCACCCACCGUGGGGCGAUUUGAAUUUGUUCGUUCGUUCGUCGCGGAAGGAGGACGAACUCUUGAUCUGAAAUGAAUACAAAAGCUUCAUCGGAAAAAAAAAUAUAACAAGAAAAGCCAGCCGGAGUUGAAGAAACAGAAAAGCUCUUCCUUCCCCACCACCCACCAACGGCGACAACAACGAAAACGAAAACAGAAGGAGAGUGCUCAGGGAGAGUCCGCCGACCAACGAAAGAGGUGAGAAAAGCUCAACGGGAAAAGAAUUUAAAAAAAAGAGGGCAGUGAAAUUUCCCCAGAUUUCGACCGCCGGAGAUAGGUGCGGCACCGACGCCCUGACGAAAAAGAAAGAAGAGUCACUCUCCAGUCAACAUCAGUACUUUCUCUUCACUCUUCAGUCACCUCAACAGUAAAAAAAAAAAAAAAAAAAAAGAAGCAAAGCCACCUUCUCUCCUGUCAGAGGGAAGAGACAGGCGAAGUUCCCAAGAAGAUAGGCUGGAGGCACAUUGAAAUAGAAAGGCGGAAGGAGCAAAGAGUCCGCUUCGGGUCCGAACUCGCGGCACAAACUCGCGCGCCAUGUAGCCCAACUGGAAGAUCGGCCCAUGUCACGGCCAGCCCGCCUCCACCUCGCGAAUCGACUCUCACUUGGCCCGAUCCGCCCCACGCCAUGUAGCCCAACUGGAAGAUCGGCCCAUGUCACGGCUAGCCCGCCUCCACCUCGCGGAUCGACUCUCACUUGGCCCGAUCCGCCUCACGCUGAUGGCGCGCCCGUUCCGCUCAGUUCCUCCUUCCACGGGCCGCCAUGACCGUCAUCCUCCGCUUUAGCAAGUCUCACGCGGAGCCCGCCACAGGCCCACCACGACCUAGCUCGUCUCCACCGCAGAUCGGGCCAUCUCCAACUCGCAGUGGGCCCGCUUCUCGUCAUCCUUCAACUCCACUAGCGCGGAAGCAACUCGCGGCCCAACAACCGCUCCCGGCCCGUCGCAUAGCUCUGACAAAGCCCACGUCACCAGCCCGCGCCCGAGUCAAGCAUCACAGGCCACAGUCUUGUCGCGGCCCACUUCGCCAAUCCCCACAGCACUCAAAAAAUGUUGCUUUCGCCGUAAUUUGAACCCGUGCCACUCUUCCACCAGACAAGCAAGAUUACCAACAGGCUACAAGCGAGCAUUGUGUUUCAAUGGCGCGGCGUCUGAUUUUUAACUAUUCGCGCCCAUACAGUUCGACAGAACAAAAAAUAGCAAUAGUUAUAAACUAUUCGCGCCCACUCAGUUCGACAGAACAAAAAAUAGCAAUAGUCAGGAACUAAUCGCGACCACUCAGUUCGACAGAACAAAAAAUAGCAAUAGUCAUGAACUAUUCGCGCCCACUCAGUUCGACAGAACAAAAAAUAGCAAUAGUCAUGAACAAUUCGCGCGCACUCAGUUCGACAGAACAAAAAAUAGCAGUAGUCAUGAACUAUUCGCGCCCACUCAGUUCGACAUAACAAAAAAUAGCAAUGGUCAUGAACUAUUCGCGCCCACUCAGUACGACAAAACACAAAAUAAUCACUCACCUCCAUCACGCUUCAUGAAGAGCAAGGAAGCCAGCCAAAAUGCUUAAGCCAUGAAUCGAACUCGGGCAACUGCAGUCCCUAGCGCGCGUGCCAACCAAUAUGCCACAAGCUCGACAAGUGGUCAUAGUCCGCAUGGACUUAUGUUAUUGGCUCUUUCUUCCGCACCACCCUCUGUUCCGAUCCGCGCCUCACACCGGGUUUUGCCCCGCCUUCCGCCUCCACACCAGUCUCGCGGCUGAUGGGCCAACCACCAACGUGCGGCCCAAUCUUGGUCCACGCGCGGAUCGCCAAGCCAAACAGCCUCCACACCAGUCUCGCGGCUGAUGGGCCAACCACCAACGCGCGGCCCAGUCUCGUUUCACUCGCGGAUCGCCAAGCCAAACAUGUACCGAGCUCCUCAAAAAAAUUAUUUGUAGGCGCCAGUACUCGAACCCGCGCCACUCUUCCGCUAUGCAAGCAUACUGACCAGUAAGCUACAACAACAGCUUAUGCUACAAGAUGCGUCGCGCCCCUAUUUCAACGAUUGCCAAACCACGCUACAUGGGCUUACAUUUCGUCCACUCCAAUCGCAGCCCACUCUCAUCCGGUGACCACUUCGAACUCCCCGCAUCGCAUGGCUCGACACCAACUCGCGGCAAGACUGCUUUCGGCCGCUCUAAGAGGUAAAUCCCGCCUCGCAUUGCGCGCGCUCAAUUAGCCUGCGAGCUCGCACUCUCAACUCGCGGAUCAGGCCCAAUGCUCGCGUUCCCCGGCCUGCUGUGCUGUUUAGGCGCGCUAGACAAUGAGCUCAUCAAAAAUAAUAUUGUCGCCACCAGGAUUCGAACCCACGCCAUCACUCCACCUCACAAGCGCUAUGACCAGUACGCCAGAAGAACAACUUGUAUACUUUAUGAGAGCCACUUUUAUUAGACGAUUGUACCGACACCAGGCCCGCAACCUUCAUUUGAUCCGCCUCUCAAGGCCCAACUCGCGGCCCAUCUGACUCAACCCGCUUCACAGUGAGCCCUCCACAAGCGCACUGCAACUUGGCCCGCGCCCAAGCGCACUGUCCAACACGCGGCCCGCACUUCAGGCGGCCCAGCUCGCGCCCCGCAUUCAACAGGCGUGGACCCCUUCAAAAAUAAUAUGGUCGUAGCCAGUAAUCGAACUCACAUCACUCCUCCGCGUGACAAGCAACAAUACCAGUAGGCUACAUACGCGCCUUGUGCAAAAAUAGUGCGGCGCAUUCCACUUAAUCAGUAUCCUGCCGCCUCUCCAAUUUAAAGCUAAGUACUUUAUCUCUCUAUCAAUAUUAAAUAUUGAAAUAUUUUACUUUCAUGAGCGUUAAUGGCGCUAAUGGGGGCUACACGCCUUAAUGAAAUACACCAACUGGG